AUGCUGUCCCUUCCAUUUUCACAGCCUUCCUCCUGCCCUCUUACAUUUCCCAAUCUCAUUUCAUCGUUCACUAUAUUUGGACGUGUAGAAGAAGAGGAUAUAAUUUCUUUAUCGAUAGCUGCAAUCCAGGUUGAAACGUUUGAUAAUGAAUCUGAUCUUGAAUCCGAACUUGAAUAUUUUGCCCAAAAUCGUGACUCCCCUUGGUUAAGAUGCCAAGAUAUACCUCUUCCAAUUAUAAAUGAACAUCAUAAUUGCAACUCGACCAAAAUCCCUCGUCGUGAUUCAGUUCUUCAUACACCCGGCACUGAAUUAGCUCACAGAUACUUCAAAACUUUAUUUAACAAUGCAGAUGAGCAGAUCCAAUUGGCAAGUAAAGGUUUACCCUCGCUUUUACCUCUCGAAACUGCACGGGCUGACUUAGUGGGCGUACCUGAUUUACCAUUAACUGUGAGUGUUGGUCACAUCUGA
Messenger RNA from Protopolystoma xenopodis, 468 nucleotides. The record is from the annotation of a GenBank genome assembly. NCBI's taxonomy places the organism in Eukaryota, Metazoa, Platyhelminthes, Monogenea, Polystomatidea, Polystomatidae.